Temnothorax curvispinosus is the source of this 1679-nucleotide messenger RNA. RefSeq names its product replication protein A 70 kDa DNA-binding subunit-like. Gene Ontology annotation, biological process: DNA replication; double-strand break repair via homologous recombination; telomere maintenance via telomerase. The record is from RefSeq and is a predicted model, not a curated record. Lineage: Eukaryota; Metazoa; Arthropoda; Insecta; Hymenoptera; Formicidae. Gene Ontology annotation, cellular component: DNA replication factor A complex; nucleus. Gene Ontology annotation, molecular function: damaged DNA binding; single-stranded telomeric DNA binding. The annotation marks the transcript as partial. The transcript is spliced from 10 exons.
CACGGCUUUCAGAAUUCGCGAUCGCAGGCGACUUGCGGCAGCCUUCUGAUUGGUCAACGCACUCUGCCGCACGUGUGCGGCGUCAAUAAGGUUCAGUUGCGCAUUCCGUGUGCACCACGUGUAGCCCAUUUUACUACUGUUCUAACUGCGUCACUGCGUGUUUGUUAAACAAUUUGGUGUACACGCCGCGCCGACCGCGAGCGACUUGGGGCUCGUGAAGGAAUAUCAGCGUGUCGUCAAUGACGUUAGAUAUCAAGGAUUUAAUAAUCGGUGCUAAUAUUCGACUCGACAUCGGUGUUGAUCGGUGUCAACUAUUCGGCGGGAAACAGCAGAACGGGAGAUACUAUCGAUAUCGUCGGCCUUUUUUUUUGUUGGAUAAGCAAUCGGUAGGACGUAGGACUUUUCUCACCACGCUGCGAUAAUAAACCGCAGUCAUGUACAAUUUAACGGAAGGAGCGUUGGAGAGAAUCAUGCGGGGCACGGACGUCGAGAAACCGGUGCUCCAAGUAUGGGGUUACAAAAAACUACCGAGAUCCGUUAAUAAGGAUGGUGUCACUACCGAUCGCUACAGAUUGCUAGUGUCCGAUGGACAGAGGUAUAACUCGUUCACCAUGUUGGCAACUCAAUUAAAUUAUCUUAUCACGGAUGAAAUUUUGACCGACAAUGCAAUCUGCAGAAUAUUAAACUAUCACUUAAGUUUAAUGAACAACAGUGGCAAAGAAAGACCCGUGAUGGUUAUAUUGGGUAUUGAGGUGUUGGUUUCUGGCAGUAAAGUUGGGCACAAGAUAGGCAAUCCAACUAAUAUAGACAUUAAAUCAGAUGCUGAAGUCACAUCUACAUCCACAUCUCCUUUUCCAACUAAUGGUGCGGCCAAAAAAGAUUCUUCAAAUCAUCAUGCCUCUUCUGAUAUAUCCACAACACCAAUCGCUGCAUUAAGUCCUUACCAAAACAGAUGGGUGAUCAAAGUUCGCGUGACUAAUAAGUCUCCAAUCAGAACAUGGAGCAACUCCCGUGGAGAAGGCAAGCUUUUUUCCAUGGAUCUGAUCGAUGAAAGCGGCGAAAUUCGAUGUACCGCAUUCAAAGAUCAAUGCGACAAGUUCUAUGAAAUGAUAGAGCCUGGAAAGGUGUACUAUAUCUCGCGGUGCACGCUGAAGGCAGCGAACAAACAGUUUAAUAUUUUGAAAAACGAUUACGAGAUGACGGUGACCGGCGAUACAGAGAUCGUGCCUUGCCACGAAAACAGUGAUGACAUCCCGACGUUGCAGUUUAAUUUCUGUCCCAUAAGUCAAGUAGAAAACAAAGAAAAAGAUGCCUUAAUAGAUGUCUUGGGCGUCGUUACAACUUUUAGCGAUGUACAACAUAUUGUACAACGAAAUACCGGCCGAGAGCUCAUGAAGAGAGAUGUUGAUAUCGUUGAUGACAGCGGCACAAUGGUGCGCGUUACACUGUGGGGAAAGCAAGCCGAGGACUUUGAUGGUUCUAAUAAUCCGAUCUUAGCCAUUAAAGGAGCGCGUGUGAGCGAAUUUAAUAGUGGAAAACAUUUAUCCCUUAUAAUGUCUUCCGUACUUGAAAAGGAUCCUGAUCUUCCUGAAGCACACAGAUUGCGCGGAUGGUACACUUCAGUCGGCCAUUCGCAGAACGCUAAAUCAUUGUCUAGAGCAGGUGGAAGUGGUGACUUC